AUGAACCAGGAAUACAACACCUACUAUGGACAGGUCGCCCCGCAAGGAGGUGGGUACGGCGGCAGUACGAACUACUACAGCGGUGCCAAUGCGGCCACGGCUCCCGCUGGAGGGGUCGGCGGCGGAUACGGAAGGAACGCUGCACAGGCUCAGCCUCAAGAGCUACAGCCACAGCAGGCUGGCGUCUACGGUGUCGCACAGGCGACGUCGGUCGGUUCGUGGGGCAACACCUAUCAGGGCCUCAACGAGUACAAUAGUGGUGUUGCCACCACUGCAUCGACAUCGCUGCAGGGCUACUACGGAGGCGGUCCAGCAAGCACAGUCGCCAGCAGUUUCCAAGCCAGAUACGAUGGCUACGCGCAAGGGGACACGGCAGCCGCCCGAAGCAGUGGCAGUGCUGUCGCUGGCGUGAACAACGGAGUCAACACCGGUGUGGUGCCCAUGAGUGCCUACAGCCCUCAGCCAACGCAGUUAGCGCAGCAGCCGUACCACCCGCAGCAGCAGCAGCAGCCUCAAGGAGGGUACUACGGCAAUGCCAACGCGUAUCAGGUGAACAGCUCACCGGGGCCUGCUGCUGCUGGGGCACCGGCGCCGGCAGCCCUCAACGCCACAGACGAGAACGGGCUGCGGUGGACCUGGUCGUGCUACCCGACGACGUCGAAGACGAAGGCAAAGGCGAAGGAAACCCCCUCCGCGGCGACGCUGGCAAUGCCGGAGAUGGUGAUUCCGAUGAGCUGCAUGUACACACCGCUGUACCCCAUUGAGCCCAGUCAUCUCGUGCUUGGCGCAGCUAUUGACGAGCUGUGCUGUACGAACUGCGGCGCCUUUUUCAGCCUGCACAGUCAGCGCGAAAUGGGAAAGUACUGGGUGUGUUUAUCCUGCAAGCGCCGCAACUCGUUCCAGAACAACACCGCUGUCACGGAACAGCACCCGGCGCUGAUGUACGAGACGGUUGAGUUUGUGCUCGCGGACCCGCAGACGCAGGGGGUGGUGUCGCCUCAGCUGCAGCCAGCGCCGGCUUUCAUCUUUGUGGUCGACAUGUGCAUCCCAUCGGGCGAGAUGGCGUCGCUGCGCACGAGCCUACUGGAGUCGCUGCAGCACCUUCCGCGUGAUGCCCUCGUAGGUCUUAUCUCCUUUGGCGCCACCGUCUCCGUGUGGGAGCUUGGUACAAAAUUUGGUGUGGCUCUCCGCAAGUGUUAUCUCCUGCGCGGCAGCACGGCUAAUACGGCUGAUUCGCUCAAGAGUAUGCUUCAGGUCUCGGAGAGUCACCCCGUAUGGGGUCGGCUUCUGGCGCCGCUUUGCGAUGUGGAGGCGGUGCUCACCCUGCUGAUCAAGGAGCUGGAGGAGGAGGACGCCGCCGUGCCGUCAUCCAAGCGGCCGCUGCGGGCCACCUCGACGGCAGUGGAGGCGGCUACAUAUCUGAUGGAGGCCCUCGCCCCACCGCAGAGGACAGCACAGCAACAGUACGCAUUAUACAGCAGGGGCGUCAGGGGCGCUGCAGCGCCCGAAGGGAGCCUAAAGAUGGGCAAAAUUCUCCUCUUCACAGGAGGCCCGUGCACGCGCGGCCCCGGCGCCGUGGUCAGUACCGACAAGGCGGACAUGAUGCGCUUCCAUCGUGACAUCAUCGAGGACGAGACGCCCUACUACGACGCGGCCUUCAGCUUCUACAACGCGCUCGAGCCGCGGCUGAUAGCCGUGAAUACAUGCCUGGACGUCUUUGCCCAGUCCCUGGACCAAGUUGGUGUCAUGGAGAUGCGCCGGUGCAUUGACAACACCGGCGGCACUCUCAUCGUCGAAGAUGAAACGACAGACAUCAUGUUCCUGGAGUCGCUAAAGCGUUACUGGCAGCGCUGCGACUUGCAGGCCGGGACGGUGCAGGGUGAAGCGGUAGCGCAGGAAGGCACGCCCUCCUCGGGUGUGAGCGGAGGCUACAGUCCUCACUGCGGGUUUGCGGUGCACAUGGAGGUGAACACAUCCGUCGGCACGCUGCCGCGCGGUGCGCUCGGCCCGUGCAACGUGGAUGUAGAGGCAAACAAGCGCGGGCCUACGCGGCUAACCUCACCACUGGAAGUCGGCGCUGGUGGCACGACGCGCUGGUGCGUCAGCUACCUGGACAAGGGCAUGACGCUAUCCUUCUUGUUUGAUACCGCCACCGCCAACAGCCAGCAGUGCGGCAUGGAGAGCGCGCAUGAGAAGCGCUUCAUCCAGUUUGUCACACGCUACAUCACGCCGCGCGGUGAGCAGCGGGUGCGUGUGACGAGCGUCGUGCAGCCCACCACCCCGCCGACAGCGCCGCCGGACUACUACACAAAGGCCGGCGCCUUUGACCAGACGUGUGCGGCGACGAUCGUGGCGCGCAUGGCGGUGAGCAUAUUAGAGAAGCACCCCGGCAAAUGGGACGACGCAAAGCGGUGGCUGGACACAUUGUUGGUGCGCUUCGUGCGGCGCUACUCCACCUUCUCCCCUGGGCAGCCGAACACGCUGCGCCUCGACCCGUGCCUUUCCCUCUUCCCAUCCUUCAUGUACAACCUGCGGCGUUCCGAGUACUUCAUGGUACUCAACAUCUCACCUGAUGAGACGACGUUCAAGCGCCAUUGGCUGCUGCGGGAGUCCGUGGACAACUGCGUUCUCAUGAUUCAGCCAACGCUGGACUCUUACGACAUCGAGAAGCCGUUCGCCACGCCCAUGCAGCUCGACAGCAGCAGCCUGCGCCAUGAUAACAUUGUGCUGAUGGACGCCUACUUCAACGUCCAUAUCAUGUGGGGAAGCAUCAUCUACCAGUGGAUUGAGGCAGCCUACCACGAAAACCCGGAGUACGUCAACUUUGCCGAGCUGCUGGAGUCAGCAGAGCGGGAUGCACAGGCCAUCUUAUCGAACCGCUACCCGUACCCGCGCUUCUCACGCACGGACGCCGACGGCUCCGAGGCACGCCACGUCAAGACACGUGUGAACCCGGCCACCAACUACCACAACUCAGACAUGCAGUACGGCGCCGGAGUCAACGGAGCGGUGGAUCAAGCCGAUGUCAUCUAUACGGAUGAUGCGUCUAUCUUGGCGUUCAUGACAUCGCUCAAGAAGGCAGUAGUGACCAUCGACGAGAAGGCAGAAGAUUAG
Molecule: messenger RNA, 3114 nt
Organism: Leishmania braziliensis MHOM/BR/75/M2904
Lineage: Eukaryota; Euglenozoa; Kinetoplastea; Trypanosomatida; Trypanosomatidae
Product: putative protein transport protein Sec23
Exons: 1
Coding region: 1-3114 (1037 amino acids)
Biological process (GO): endoplasmic reticulum to Golgi vesicle-mediated transport; COPII-coated vesicle cargo loading; intracellular protein transport
Cellular component (GO): endoplasmic reticulum exit site; COPII vesicle coat
Molecular function (GO): zinc ion binding; GTPase activator activity
Source: RefSeq, a predicted model, not a curated record